CUCCAGUCCAGUUGGUGGCGUUAAUGCACCAUUAGCUGCUUUGCCAACCGCCUAAAAAUAAAGAAGUCUUUACAGAGGACAUCAGGAGAAGGGCACAACUGAAGACUAUCUGUGAAGAUGGCUGAUGUUAUUGAGGACAAGAUCAAGAACUACAGAACGGCUCCAUUCGAUGCCCGUUUCCCAAACACCAACCAGACACGAAACUGUUUCCAGAAUUACGUCGACUUUCACCGGUGUAGUAAGGCUUUGUCGAGCAAAGGACAGGAUGCUUCUCCUUGUGAAUGGUAUCAGAGAGUCUACAAGAGCCUGUGCCCAAUGAGCUGGGUUGAGAAAUGGGAUGGCCAGAUUGAGGAUGGAAGCUUCCCUGGAAAGAUCUAAAUGCUUGCUGUUACCUUCAACCUAUGGACACCUAAUGUUUUGUAGAGUACCUCAUUGUAAUUACUAAUAUGAUCCCAUUUUGAUGUUGUCUUAUUGGUUUUCAAGCAUAAGGAUAAAAGCUAAUUUAGAGAGGAACUGUGUCAAAGUCAGCAUUUUGAGGUCAUAACAUGGCAUCAUGCUUGGUUUCACUUACUGUUGAAACUUACAAAAUAAAGAUGCACAAUUUCAACCAA
Molecule: messenger RNA, 611 nt
Organism: Xyrauchen texanus (razorback sucker)
Lineage: Eukaryota; Metazoa; Chordata; Actinopteri; Cypriniformes; Catostomidae
Product: cytochrome c oxidase subunit 6B1-like
Exons: 4
Coding region: 118-378 (86 amino acids)
Cellular component (GO): mitochondrion; respiratory chain complex IV
Source: RefSeq, a predicted model, not a curated record